Schistosoma intercalatum is the source of this 850-nucleotide messenger RNA. Lineage: Eukaryota; Metazoa; Platyhelminthes; Trematoda; Strigeidida; Schistosomatidae. The record is from the annotation of a GenBank genome assembly.
AUUUACUGAAUAAUAGAAUUUGCGUGGGAGAUUUAUCUUCACAAGGUCGUGCCCAAUGUUAACCCUCAUACUUUCGUUUUUAUUGUCGCCAGUUUCAGCUUUAGAUAUCUCUGGUUACACGCUUGAACAUAGGUUCAGGGAGAAUGGGGCUUUCAGUCAAAUGGAUGGAACUUCGAUUAAAUCAUCAUCUGGAGUUCUAACUUUAGUUUCCGGGGGUCACGUCUUUUCAACUGAUGAAAAACAGCAGCUGCAGGAGUCUGCAAGGGCCGGGUACAUGUAUAGCGUUCGUAUGCCUGUUAAAAAUGAAGAAUAUAUUGAAGCUUCGAUUCGUUCGUGCCAAAUUAUUGCCUCUAGGAUGAGAUUAAAGCUCACAGUUAGCGUUAAUGACGCCGGGGACCCAAUUGCAAUACAUAUGAGCACUCCGAAGUACGAUUGCUCAUAUGACAUUUCUGACAGUUUUAUGAACCUCCCGGAUUUAUCUAUCAGUUUAGCAUUGCAAAAACCAAAAUUAGGACCAAGUCCUGAAACUGCAAAGUAUCUAGAGAAACUCGAGAAGCAACGCGAAGAAAUGGCUCGUGCUGAGCAAAGUGACAAUCGUUCUUUCUUUGCUAAAUAUUGGACCUAUAUUAUUCCAGCAGUUUUCUUAUUCAUUCUGUUCUCCAGUAUGCAAGAUCCUAAUGCAGCUGGAGGAAAUAUUGGGGGUGGUAAUCAGCAGUAGACGAAAACUUAAUAGAUAUCAAUCCAUAAUACUGUUUAAGUAUUUUGUAAAUUAUAUUUGGUUUUAACGAUACUUGUAUGUUUAUUUUAUAUGUUAUUUUUCAUUUUGUUGAUAAUGAAUUCUAAUUUGGAA